Messenger RNA from Conger conger (European conger), 977 nucleotides. It is a transcript of the gene mpv17, whose product is annotated as mitochondrial inner membrane protein MPV17. The coding region runs from base 152 to 685 and encodes 177 amino acids. The transcript has 8 exons. Gene Ontology annotation, cellular component: membrane; cytoplasm. NCBI's taxonomy places the organism in Eukaryota, Metazoa, Chordata, Actinopteri, Anguilliformes, Congridae. The record is from RefSeq and is a predicted model, not a curated record.
UUAGUUAGAUGGUUUAACUUAAAUAGUCUCUCGUUCUCAUAGUUGAAACUUACAGAGCCAGCUAGCUAGCUAGCUGUCAUCAGCCUUCCCAUCCACUCUCAGGUCUGAGUCGUGUCACUGAAAACGUUGGGAGGCUGACUGAGUUAAGAACAUGGCAGGCUUGUGGAGAUCAUAUCAGGCACUGAUGUCCAGACAUCCAUGGAAAGUGCAGAUAUUCACAGCCGGCUGCCUGGUGGGGGUGGGGGAUGUCAUCUCUCAGCAGGCGAUUGAGAGGAGGGGUCUGGCCAAUCACAACCUGCCAAGGACCGCCAGGAUGAUGAGCAUUGGCUUCUGCUUCGCGGGUCCGUUUCUGGGAGGAUGGUACAAAGUUCUGGACAGGCUGGUCACGGGAACGUCCAAAAGCACCGCGCUGAAGAAAAUGCUUUUAGACCAGGUGUUUAUCGCACCCUGUUUUCUCGGGACCUUCUUGGGCAUCUCUGGAGCCCUGAACGGGCUGACGGUGGAUGAGAACAUCGCCAAACUCAAGAGGGAUUACACCGACGCCCUCAUCGCCAGUUACUCCGUUUGGCCGGCUGUGCAGAUGGCCAACUUUUACUUCGUACCGCUCCAUCACAGGCUGGCCGUGGUCCAGAUCGUGGCGGUGGCUUGGAAUUCCUAUCUGUCUUGGAAGGCCAAUAAGAUGUGACGGAUAAGCUCGGGCCCCAUACUACCUCUGCACUAGCGCAUAGGAAAGUCGACGGUUUCGCUGUGGUCGAAAUGCGAUUAACUUCAAGCGAACCCUUGCUCAAAACCGUUAAAAAAGAAGACGGAAAAAAACGAAUUGCCAAUGCAGAUUUGUAGUCAUUUUAGACAAUUGAAAUUUUUUUGUUAUGUUGUUACAGAUAAUUUGUACAUACUUUGUAUAUGUUUCCUAUACUUGAAGAAUGUACAUGCAUUGGAUUAUGCAGUAUAUUAAAGGAAUUUUUUUCACUAUGAAA